Messenger RNA from Phytophthora sojae, 204 nucleotides. RefSeq lists its product as hypothetical. Lineage: Eukaryota; Oomycota; Peronosporomycetes; Peronosporales; Peronosporaceae. The transcript has a single exon. The annotation marks the transcript as partial. The record is from RefSeq and is a predicted model, not a curated record.
AUGCACUACGGACACAGCUGGGUCAACCACACGCUCAACUUUGUGGACCCCGUUUCGGGCACGCACACGAACACGAUCGAGGGCCUGUGGGAGAUGCACAUUAAGCGCCUCAUCAAGGCGAUACACGGAAUGAGUCAGAAAUACCUGGACGGGUACAUCGACAAGUUUAAGUGGAGAUCGUGGGUUUUCCCUCUCCAGGCGAGC